Pogona vitticeps (central bearded dragon) is the source of this 3089-nucleotide messenger RNA. The record is from RefSeq and is a predicted model, not a curated record. Lineage: Eukaryota; Metazoa; Chordata; Lepidosauria; Squamata; Agamidae.
CGGAGCUGCCGGGAGUGGGGGGCGUGGCGACCCGACCCCGGCAGCCCUGCGAAGUCGAGCAAGAUGGCGGCCUCCGUAGCGAUCGGGCCCGGCCGGGCCUGGGGCGGUUGCCAAGGGCGACGGGCCGUGACCCUCCUCUGGCGGGGCCUGUGCAGCGGGGCGAGGGGCCCGUCCGCCGGGCAGGACACGCACUUCGGCUUCCAGACCGUCUCGGAGGCGGAGAAGGGAGAGAAGGUUUACCAAGUUUUUGAAAAUGUGGCUAAGAAGUAUGAUGUGAUGAAUGAUUCCAUGAGCUUGGGAAUCCAUCGUGUUUGGAAGGACAUCCUGUUGCGUCAAAUGAACCCUUACCCGGGAACUCAGUUACUGGAUGUUGCUGGAGGGACAGGUGAUAUCGCCUUUCGGUUUCUCAAUUAUGUUCGUUCCCAGCGGGAGCAUCAGGUGCGGCAGAGGCUAAGAUCCCAUCAGAAUUUAUCAUGGCAAGAGAUCAGCAAACUGUACCAGGAGGAGGAUAAAUCCCUGGGCGGAUCACAUGUGGUGGUUUGUGACAUCAACAAGGAAAUGCUGAAGGUUGGGAAGCAGAAAUCACAAAGCCUCGGCUACUCUGAAGGAUUGUCGUGGGUUGUUGGAAACGCUGAAGAGCUGCCGUUCAGUGAUGACCAUUUUGACGUUUACACAAUUGCCUUCGGCAUUCGGAAUGUCACUCACGUGGACCAGGCACUUCAGGAGGCCUAUCGAGUCUUGAAACCAGGAGGGCGGUUUCUUUGUCUGGAAUUUAGUCAGGUCAACAACUCCCUUGUUUCCAGUUUGUACGACCUGUAUAGCUUCCAGGUGAUUCCUGUGCUGGGCGAAGUUAUUGCUGGGGACUGGAAAUCCUAUCAGUAUCUUGUAGAAAGCAUCAGACGCUUUCCUGGCCAGGAGGAGUUCAAGGAGAUGAUUGAAGAUGCAGGUUUUCUGAAGGUGGACUAUCAAAACUUGAGUUCAGGCAUUGUAGCCAUUCAUUCUGCCUUCAAGCUGUGACCUUAAUCUUCCUUGUCUUUCAAAAUAAUACAAAGGCAGCAAGUAGAACAUUCUGACACUAAAAAUCAGCUGUUUGAGCCUUUCAGGGCACUUGCUGCCAUAUCACAUCAUACUUCGGAAAAGAACUAGUCCCUUGGAAGAAUCUAAAUAUUUAAGCCUCAGAAAACAACCAGGUGUAUUUUGGAAAAUCAUGUAUAAACUGGGCGUACCUCGUACAUUAAUUCAUCUGGCCAGAGGUCAUGUCAAAGGCCACAGUGACUAGUUUGAAAUUGGGACUUGAACUCAGAGCUGAAAUUAUUUUUACACAAUGCAUUUUUGUGAGGACAGUCCGUGAAAGGCUAAGAUUUCUCUUACCAUGUUGAUCGUGCUUGAGGCAGCAGCAAGUGGCAAAGAUGAAAACUAUGAACUAGCCUUUGAAUGAAAGGUUUGUGCUUCUUCCUAAAUACAUAACCUUGAUUGAGGGUCUAUGAUGGAUAAGUUGUUGUGGGUUUUUUAAGUGUAUUUAUUAAACCAUGAAUGUAAGGCUUUCAGAUAUUUCUUGUUUUACUGAAGCAUGAGGCUUACAGUAUGAGGAGGCAUGUAUAGCUUGCCUAAUUAUACCAGAUUCUGUGUCAUGCUUGCUAGCCAGAGCUCCUGGGUACUGUUGUGUGGAUGCAUCCUCCUCCUGCAUCUUUCAAAGAUGUAGGGCCUCUGUGCAUGCGGAUUCCACAGAGCUGUCAUGGAGACCAGCCAUUUUCUUUUAAAACACUCAUCCUUCCACUUAGUCUGUGGUAAACACGUAGUGUUCCUUCUGGAUCAUCACCGACCCAUGCUGGGAGAAGACAGACAUCUGAACUUUCUUUCUCCUCCUCCCUGUAGAAGCUGAAAAUCUUCCCAUAACAGAUGUCUUCCCUGGCAUCAAUAGAACCUUUGUGUCUUUUCCCCCUGGCCCUGAAGGGGGAUGGGGUAUAAUUUCAAGUAUCAAGCAGCUGGAAGGGAAGAUUUAAUUCCAAACCCACCCACUCUGCACCCCCACAAAGCAUUCACACAAACUCAAGCAAGACAAAAACAAGCAUUUUACACUUACUUGGGAUUUUUAAAAAAAUAUUGCUUUAGAGUGAAGCAUGAAGGUUUUGCUUGGUUUUCCCCAGCUGCUGCUUGGUGCCUGAACUUGUCUCUUAAGGAUUUUUUAAAAGUAUAUGUGGAGAGUCUCCACUGCCCUCAAAGGAGGCUGGGGGGGGCAGGGCAGGAUUUUGGACACCCAGGGGUUGGAAUCUUGUCCAUUAUGCUACACGAGCUUCACUUGGCUUUAAAAGCGUUUUUACACUUGAGCAUACGGGAUUCUUCGCCCAGUAUGAGGCAGUGCAGUCCUAUACUGUAAUACGUUAAUCAGAUUCAGCCAUACUGAUGCCCUGGAACCCAGUCUAAAGCAUGCGACUCACCAGCGGCCACUACCCGUAAUUUACAAGCCUUUAUGGGCCACCAGCCUGUGGCCUUUCAAGUGACAGCGACUCUUCACAUGUACAUCAUAGUACGUUGUGUGUCAUCACAACCAACUUACAGUGGCCUUAACAGGACUUCGAAGUCCUGUUUCAACAGGAUAUUUGUGUUUACCAAUUCCACCCCGUACCUUAUGCAUUGCAGUGGAUAUCCUACAUUCUAGAGUUGUGGAGAAAAGACAUGACCAGGUUUUCUGCUACGGCAUUUUCUACCUUCAAGCAAAUGCCAAGCCUGCAGCCUAAGGAUUCCCUCAUCAACAGAAGCUUUCUUGCACCACCUUAAGGAGUCUCCACCAUGUUAGAAGACUUGACUGAAUAACCACAGACUUCCCAUUAAAAUUAAGGAGGCUAUGUUAAGAUACAUUUUAUAUCUGUUUUAAAAAAAAAACCCACCAAAAAGCAUUUGCUUCAUCCCCAUGUAAAUCAAUCCAAGUGCUUAACUUUGGUUGUGUCUUUUAUAGUACUGUAACGACUACAUGCUAGUUUACGUGCAGUCAGCAGGGAAAUGACUUCUAAAUGUGGCAGCCUGGAUCUGCUGGAUGUGCCUGUCCUGCCAAAGUAGAUGACAGUUUAAAUGCUGUUCUUGUUUUCAAA